CAAAAAAGUUAAAAGAAGGAUUUACAAGAAAAGUCGUCGUCUUUACAGUAUAGUCUUCUUUCUCGUCUUUUUCAAAUACCCAUUUUACCUUUGAAUUUGGGACAAAAUCGAAACAAAAUUAUCUUGUUUUUUUUUGGGCAAAACUCAGGUUUCUCCAAAAACGCCCGAAUUGAAACACAGUCAGGAGAGUAUAUGCAGAAAAUAUCUGAAGAUUGUCAGUAUUUUAAAUAAAAAUAAUAUGUUAUUUUGCGUAGAAAGAAUUGAUUAAUAGAAACUUUGCUAAUACUGGAAUUACCUGAAAUUUAAACGAAAUGUUAAAAAUAUCAUUGAUAAAUGGCCCUUAAAAUAAAUCUAAAAACAAAUAAAAAGUCAUCAACAUUUGCCCAGCGUCGGUGCGUUGGGUUAGUGCGCCGGUGCGUUGGGUUGGCGCACCAAUCCAUUUGCGUAGCACUGCGCCAACUAAUAAAAACUCAUUGAGUUACCCAGGCCUACAGGCAAGUGUAAACUCGCCAUUAUUGUGGUUGAUAGACAAUAUUAAGAGAGCUCAUAUUGACUCACCUUUGAUUCAAACUGUCUCACUUAGCCAUUGUAUAAAAUGUACCCUAUUCGGUGUCUUUGGACGAUUCGCCUCCACGCGAAAGAAACGCCAAUAAUAUAUUUUUAUUACUCACUGUGUAUCUUCCUAAUAUUAAUUUAAUAGGAGCCAGGGCCUGGUUGUGCCUUUGCAAGUAAUUCAACUUAAACAGGUGAAUGCGUUUACCUGCAGGUGAUUGUCAUUGUCCGCCUGCUGUCUCGUAAUUUUUUUCUAUGUUUCUAAGUGAUUAUGCAAAAUUCCCAACUGAAAAUCGUUUGCACCAUUUUCAGAUAAUGACGAUUGUGUGGACUUGCGAGGCGGCCUCAACCCGACAAAGCGAAUGAUGUUGGAGUUGGAACCGCGCAGCGCUCAAGAGGCGCGCAAUGAUCGCGCCUUUUACAGAAUAGUGAACAGUGCUCUGAAGAAACUGGCCAAAACUUACCACUCCAAUACCCAGACCAAUCCCAGGUGGAAACCUCGGGUAAGGGAGCGCACUUAUGAUGUGCCGCUCAAAAGAAAAAUUUCAGGUGGGCGGGCUGGGAUCAAGUCCAAGUCGGAGCUGCUGACCGCAAUGAAAAAGCGCCAAAAGUGCAGGAAUCCAUCGUCCAGCAGUCCAGUGAUUCAACUCUCCGGUAGGGGCGAUGUGGCGUCUCAGCUGGCACCGAGCAAAAACACCUUUACAAUGGCGAAGCCAACCAGGGCGGAUAACCAGGAGCGCAGCAAAGGAAAAACGCUGAUCAAAGACAAGUCGCUGGAGAGACUCGUCGACCAGUUGCCCACGGAUAACUCUUCGCAAGAAAUCACCAGAAACCAUUACUGGAAGGAUCAGCGCCUGAUCGAAAAAUAUUCCCUGCUGAAAAUUCCCUGGAAGCGCUCCCAUACGCUCCCUCUAUGCGCCUCCAAGCCGUCCAUGGCCUUAAAGCAGGACUUCCUCCGGAAGCUCAAACAGCAGUGCGACAAGAAAACGUAUCUCUACGACGAUGGAACUGAUAUUGACUCCACCAUGCACAUUGACCUGAAAACCUCGCAGGUGUUUCAGGCUCGGCUAUCACCGGGGUUGAACAUCAGCGCUCACAUCUGGGCCCUUCUACUGAUUGGGCUGGUGGUUUGGUUCAUGUGGGGCAACAAACUGUACAAUCUGCUGGCGCCCAAGCCGCCAGAAAGCCCCUUUAAGAGAUACAUGAAGUAUGCUGGAGGGAGCAUCUUUUACACGAUAAGCAGUAUUAUUAGGUUCAUUGGGAGGAUAUUGGCUAUUCCGACCCAUCAAGUCUUCCAGCCGGCCAACGACUACGUUUGGCCCCAUUAGCGUGAUGGUUUAACUGUACUGUGUUCGGGUCGUCAAUAGAAAACCCCAGUCGAAAA
Dendroctonus ponderosae (mountain pine beetle) is the source of this 1936-nucleotide messenger RNA. RefSeq lists its product as uncharacterized. Bases 915 to 1880 code for a protein of 321 amino acids. The record is from RefSeq and is a predicted model, not a curated record. The transcript is spliced from 9 exons. Lineage: Eukaryota; Metazoa; Arthropoda; Insecta; Coleoptera; Curculionidae.